Lathyrus oleraceus (garden pea) is the source of this 1198-nucleotide messenger RNA. Its product is annotated as vesicle-associated protein 1-2. Lineage: Eukaryota; Viridiplantae; Streptophyta; Magnoliopsida; Fabales; Fabaceae. Bases 229 to 954 code for a protein of 241 amino acids. The transcript is spliced from 8 exons. Gene Ontology annotation, biological process: endoplasmic reticulum membrane organization. The record is from RefSeq and is a predicted model, not a curated record. Gene Ontology annotation, cellular component: plasma membrane; endoplasmic reticulum membrane.
UGUAUUUAUUUUUCUAUAAGUUUCAACGCACGUUGAUACUGCCACUUUCUCCACCACAGAGAAAAAUAGAAUACCAAAAGAAAAAAAAAACCAAAUCCCUGUCAUAAUCAUAAUCGCAUUCACCCAACUUCAAUUAUUUUCGUCUCGAUCUGGAUCUCCCUCCGUCACACCAAACCGCACUUUCUCGAAUAUUCACUCAACCUCUUUCUCUGCUUCAAUUACUCCGUCAUGAGUUCCGGUGACCUCCUCAGCGUCGAACCUCUCGAACUCAAGUUCCCAUUUGAGCUCAAGAAGCAGAUCUCGUGUUCUCUUCAAUUGUCUAAUAAGACUGAUAGCUAUGUAGCUUUCAAGGUGAAAACGACGAAUCCGAAGAAGUAUUGUGUUCGUCCGAACACUGGAAUUGUCUUGCCGAGAUCUACCUGCGAUGUUAUGGUUACCAUGCAAGCGCAAAAAGAAGCUCCAGCUGAUAUGCAAUGCAAGGAUAAGUUUCUUCUUCAGAGUGUAAAAACCAACGAUGGUGUUAGUGCGAAAGAUAUCUCUGCAGAAAUGUUCAACAAGGAGGCAGGGCAUGUGGUUGAUGAGAGCAAAUUGAGAGUGGUGUAUGUGUCUCCGCCUCAACCACCAUCUCCAGUCCCAGAAGGUUCCGAGGAAGGGUCCUCACCUAGAGGUUCUGUUUCAGAAAAUGGAAAUGGCAAUGGUCCUGACUUCGCUCAAGUAACACGGGGAUUUGCUGAACGACCUGAGGCUCAAGACAAAUCUGCAGAGGCAAGAGCUCUUAUCUCAAGGCUGACUGAAGAAAAGAAUAAUGCAAUUCAACAAAUUAGCAAGCUUCGCCAGGAACUGGAGCUGCUGAAACGUGAAGGCAACAAAAAUCGUGGUGGAGUGUCAUUUAUCUUUGUCAUAUUAAUUGGCUUACUUGGCAUAAUCAUGGGGUAUCUCAUGAAGAAGACCUAAGGAUUUGGUCGAUUUGGUUUCACCAUAGAUUUUUACUUUAUUCCUGACUAUUCAAGCAAUUGUGAUGAAAGUUAAAGUAGAUCAAUUAAUCAGGUGUUGGUUUUUCUUUUGUAUUAUUCCUUGUAUUUUUGGGUGGAUAACAAUUGAAAGUAGAAAACUUUAGGGGAAGUUGUGGGUCCUUUUGUUACUCUUAAUGUGACAUGCAUUCUUUUUUUGUAACUUAAGAGGAAAAGUUUAUCGUUUC